Chelonia mydas (Green sea turtle) is the source of this 3643-nucleotide messenger RNA. It is a transcript of the gene L2HGDH, whose product is annotated as L-2-hydroxyglutarate dehydrogenase. Gene Ontology annotation, molecular function: (S)-2-hydroxy-acid oxidase activity; (S)-2-hydroxyglutarate dehydrogenase activity. Bases 33 to 1373 code for a protein of 446 amino acids. The transcript has 10 exons. Lineage: Eukaryota; Metazoa; Chordata; Testudines; Cheloniidae. The record is from RefSeq and is a predicted model, not a curated record.
ACUCCGAGAGCCGCCGCCGGGACGAGCCCAGGAUGCUGCUGCUGCGGGCGGGCCGGGCCUGGGGCCGGGCGCGCCUGCCCGGGCUGGGCCGGGCCGCGGGGCACCCGCGCCGCCGCAGUAGCACUUUUGACGUGGUGGUUGUUGGCGGUGGAAUUGUGGGGCUUGCGUCUGCCAGAGAGCUCGUUCUGCGACACCCAUCGCUCACGUUCAGUGUGCUGGAAAAGGAGAAGGAGUUAGCCUGCCACCAGAGUGGACAUAACAGUGGUGUUAUUCAUAGUGGAAUUUACUACACACCUGGAUCUCUGAAAGCUAAACUGUGCGUGCAAGGUGCAGCCCUAUGCUAUGAGUACUGUGACCGAAAGGGAAUUCCAUACAAACAGUGUGGCAAGCUAAUAGUAGCUGUUGAACAAGAAGAAAUUCCAAGACUCAGAGCACUGUAUGAGAGAGGGCUGCUGAACAACGUCAGAGAUCUGAAACUGAUAAGUGCAAAAGAAAUACAAGCAAAGGAGCCCUUUUGCAGGGGUGUGAUGGCCCUUGACUCCCCACACACUGGCAUUGUGAAUUAUAGACAAGUGGCCCUGUCCUAUGCGGAAGAUUUCCAGGAAGUGGGUGGCGCAGUCUUGACUGACUUUGAAGUAACAGACAUGGAGAUGGCUAAAGAAAGUCCUUCAGAAAGUGAAGAUGGGAUGAAAUAUCCAGUUAUUGUUAGAAACUCGAAGGGAGAGGAAAUCCGCUGUCAACAUAUCGUGACCUGUGCAGGACUUUACUCGGACCGCCUGUCCGAAAUCAGUGGAUGCAGCCAUGAGCCUCGCAUUGUGCCCUUCCGUGGAGACUACUUGGUGUUAAAGCCAGAAAAAUGCUAUAUGGUUAAAGGAAACAUUUAUCCAGUUCCUGAUCCUCGGUUUCCCUUUCUGGGAGUUCAUUUCACACCGAGGAUGGAUGGCAAUGUUUGGCUUGGUCCUAAUGCAGUGCUAGCCUUUAAGCGAGAGGGUUAUAAACUGUAUGACUUCAGUGCCAGAGACUUUAUAGAUGCAGUUGUAUACAGUGGUUUAUGGAAACUGGUGUUCAGAAACAUCUCUUACGGAAUGAGUGAAAUGUACAGAGCAUGUUUCCUUAGUGCACAGGUGAAGCAACUUCAAAAGUUCAUCCCUGAAGUUACCAUCAGUGAUAUACUCAGGGGUCCAGCUGGAGUAAGAGCCCAGGCCUUGGACCGGGAUGGAAAUUUGGUAGAUGACUUCGUAUUCGAUGGAGGCACUGGCGAUAUUGGAAGCAGAGUUCUUCAUGUCAGAAAUGCCCCAUCUCCUGCCGCUACCUCCUCCCUUGCCAUUGCAAAAAUGAUCGCAGAUGAAGCGGAGCGAAGAUUUGGCUUGUGAAAUGAACCGGCACCGCACUGUUUGUAUCCACUCUUGGUUAGCGGUGUGACUGCACUGAAUGAAGUCUGCAGUUUGUCAGAGUGAAGAUAAACUGAAAGUCGUCUUGUUCAGCAGAUGAACACUGGCAUUUAGGCUGUAGAAUACAAAACUAGCAUGUCGGUUGUUUGCCUCCAUAAGCCUUUACUUCUCUACUUACUAACCAGGCAUUGUGAGAUCAGAUAAGUCCUGGGGGAAUGGAGGGCACCCCCAAAAUACUGUAUUGAUGGGGGGACAGGAAUCAGUGAGUGCCCAGCUGGAAGAGAGAAAAGAGCCACCUUCAGCUGCAGAGCCAGUGACAUCUCUGGCUCUGCAGCUGAAGGAGGAAGGAGCUGUAGGAGGAACAGAAAGAGCUAUUGCCAAAUGGGCUUCCCGCACUCUGAUUUCCCAUGUUCUCUGGUUUAAACAGGACCUCCCAGCAUCUCCACUGCAGCAAGGUGGCCCCUUGAGGCCUCAUGGCCAGGGAGAGGCUGUGAUGGUCCCUCCCUCUUUCAAGAGAUUGGGGAAUUCACCUCCUCACUAAUGAACAAAAUGAGAAAAACUGGUGAACACCCUUUAAGGAAUGUAAAUGUGGAAGUACUGUAAACAAUCCUUUGCCAUUGCAUCAUUGGGGAGCCGCUGAAAAUGUUAGUUGACAUUCAUUGCUUUCUCCAUUAAUGCACAGUACCUGAGAUAGGCCCAAGCCCAACAAUUGGUUUUAUAUUUCCUUUGGAUGUCUUACUUGAUUUACAUAUGCACACAGUCAUUCAUAGUCCAGAUGAUCUAGACAAGCACUGUUUUCCUACUGAGAUCAGAGAGAAAUAAAUGCCAUUUUUCAUAAAAACGAAAGAUGGGGGUCAGUGAAGAGCAAAUAAUUAUUCUUAAAGACAGAUAAUGCAAAAUGAACUUGCUUUUGUGCAGCAUAUUGAGCAAUCAGAUGAAAAUCUACUUUGUAAAAACAAUGUGAAAGGGAGGAAAUUACAGAAACCUGUCUUUAGUUCAGUCAUUUUGUACACUACUUUCACUUUGAGUCCAAAUAGCAGUGAGUCAUGAAAGUUUCCCACUUCCAAUCAUCUGUUGGUCGGAGGGGACCUUCGAGACUACUGAUUGGUAUCACUGAAAGACACACUUGUGAACUUGGUAUUUCCUCUGACACUUGCUGCUUCAAACACGAUGAAAUGUUUUCAGAAGUGUGCCUGGAAGUGAAACCGUUCCCUGGAAUGCAGAGAAUGUUCAUUAAAAUCUUGGGACUUAAAACAAGCUCUUUCCUAACUGAACUAUGAGUGUCUUAGUAUGUACAGCAUAAUUACUACAAAAAAGAUAAUUGCAUGGCCCCAGGGACGUAGUGCUGCUAAGUACACUUUAAAAGCAUGUGUGCAGGAGAUGUUGGGAAAUGUAGAUAAUUAAGGGUGGUUAGCUGCCUACCAGACAAUUUGGCCGCCUUUUUUUUUUUUUUUUUAAAGAUUACCUUCUAGAUUUCUGUUAUAUACGUACACUGCAUUGUGUUAGCACAGGAGUUCGGGUACAUAAACAGAUUCUACAUCUCUGGUAUACAAUAGGCUAGAAGUUCUCAAUGCAGGGGCUUAAACACUUACUUGGCUUUUCUGAUGAAAUGUACUUUAUCGGAAAAAUAUUUGAGAACUCCCACUAAACUUAAUAUGUCAAUUUAUAAACCCAAAUAAUUCGCCUCUUGAAGAGAAAUCUUUAGGCACAUUAGUUUUAACCGAAAUAAAGCUAGAAUGGGAUUCCAGAUGCUUCAAACACUAACGCAGUCUAGCUGAGCAAGAGUCGUACCUGCACAGCUAAAAUAGGUCCGCUCACCAAGUGUUGCCUAUCAACAGUAAAUACAAGAAGAUUGCAAAGUAACUUCCUCCUACAUGAGGUGUGGCUCUAACGUGUAUUAACAGAAUAAAGAAUGUUAAAAAGUAAACCAGUCAUGCACUUUGAUUCUUAAAUCAGGGAGUUUGAAUGUACAGCCUGAUAGUUUUAUAAGGAAUUCUCUUUUAAUUAAAUUUCAGGGUGAUAACUGUUUAGGCUAAAGCUUAUUAGAUAUUUUUUUUUUUUAGCUCUGAAUCUUUUAUCAAAUUCUGUAAAAUAGUCUUUAUUUCUGUUGAGAGUUGUAAACAACUUUUUUUUUAAAAGGAAACAUUUUAAAAUUCUGUAAAUUGCUACAAUAGUGGUGUUCGCACGUAAGUGAAGCUUUGUCCAAGAAGUGUGAAAAGAAUAAAAUGUCCAGUUCACUUGUAUUGUUCCAA